Molecule: messenger RNA, 792 nt
Organism: Ostertagia ostertagi
Lineage: Eukaryota; Metazoa; Nematoda; Chromadorea; Rhabditida; Trichostrongylidae
Source: the annotation of a GenBank genome assembly
AUGGGUAGUGACUGGAUUCACUGUAAUGCAUGUGGCAGGCAACCUGCUCAAGGUGUUGUCUAUUUCAUUUCUAGCUGUGGUCAUAUUGUUUGCCAAAAAUGCAGCACUUCCACUAAUGCAGCAGAUGGAAAAGGUGCAGAAUCACUGUGUCCAUCAUGCAAUAAGAAAUGCAGUCUCGUAGAAAUAAAUAGGAAUCUCAGGCCUGAAUUACAGAUGUUAUUUCGAAACCCAAAGGACCUCGCAACGCAGUACAUGAAGAAUCUCUCUCAAGUUCUAGAUUUCCAGUCGAGCAACAGGGCCCGACUAUCAAAAAUAAUCAAUGAGAGGGAAAAAAAGGCCGUCAAAUUUGCGCAUUCGGCUCAGGAAGAGAUCAAGAGACGCAUAGAUCUGGAGAACAAGGCUGCCAAAGAACAUAUGCGCGUAAAAUGUGAAUUAGACAUGGAACGAAUGCGUUGCCGCGAACUUGAAGCUAAGCUUGCUGAACAAGAAGAGCGAAUUAAAGAGCUACAAAAAGGUAUGGGAAAUCUCCCACCGAUAGCUCGCUCAGAUUCCGGCAUCGAUGCUGAAAUGGAGACUGGAGAUAGCGGUCUCUCGUUCCUCAAUGUUGCUACGAGUACACCGAUACUCAACAGUAGCCCAAUGAAUCGCUUCACUUCAACUGGACAUAGGAAUCACAAUCACAUUUCCGAUAUGUUCGCGAAUGCCGAGAAAGCACUCCCUUCACCUAUCACCUUCCCAUGCGACCAGGUGAUGACAACACCAGCAAUGUUGGGAUUAAAGAAGCCAAAACAC